This is a messenger RNA of Alligator mississippiensis (American alligator), 15159 nucleotides long. RefSeq names its product protein tyrosine phosphatase non-receptor type 21 (gene PTPN21). The coding region runs from base 1749 to 5396 and encodes 1215 amino acids. Gene Ontology annotation, cellular component: cytoskeleton. The record is from RefSeq and is a predicted model, not a curated record. The transcript is spliced from 22 exons. Gene Ontology annotation, biological process: protein dephosphorylation. Lineage: Eukaryota; Metazoa; Chordata; Crocodylia; Alligatoridae. Gene Ontology annotation, molecular function: protein tyrosine phosphatase activity.
GCCCUGGGCCUCGGCCUGCGCCGCCUGCCAGGCCUCGCCGCGCCCGGGCAGCGAGCGGCCACGUUUUAAAAUUCGCUUGAAGUACUCAUGGCUGGGGCUUCGGGCAUGGCCGGCUGUUGCCCCAGGGGCUGGGAAAGUCCGGCUUCAAGCACCGCACUCAGCCCUCAUCAAAAGCCCCCGCCCCCCAAUAAGGUAUUACAGCGCAGGGAGAGGUCUGUUUGCAGGGGACAGGGGGCCCACACCAAGAGCCAGGAGGAGCUAGCUGCCCGUUGAGUCCAGUGGCGCGGCAGCCUUAAGCAGGCAGCUGCCCAUUUUGAGGCGAAGCCGCUCGCCCUUGAAGCACAGGAGAGAACAGAGGAAGGAAAAAGAGAGACGUCUUGGCCUACGGCCUGUUCUCCCCUGCGGAAAGACCUGCAACUUCUGCAGACAGGAAUCAGGAUUUUCUCACUGAUCUGAUGAGAACUGUGUGCAAAUGUCUCUGGAUGUGAAGAUCACUGGAUGCCAUCCCAUCCAUCGUAGUCCUCAGUCUGCGAGCAAGAACGUGGAAGUGGAAGCAUUUCUUUAUUUCAAGAGGCGCAGUGUUAGGAGGUGCUGACAGCCAGCCCAAAACCGGAUUAAGAUUCUCCGUGACUUGAGUUUUGCAUUCGCUGCAUCAAUGACCUGCCUCAAAAGUCAUCAUACGUUUUAAACACUUUUACUAUUAUUGACCCUGCGUUGUACGAGGGCUGGAAGGAUCUUACAGACACCAUGGCUGUCGUACCCCGGCAAGGCUGGGCAGCGCCCGGGGUGCGGCUGCCGCCAGCCGGGCGGCCCGGACACAAGAGCACGCGGCGCCCCGGCUCCGGGCCCAGCCUUGCGCCCUAGUGCGCGUGCGCCGCUGGCCGGAGCUGGCGCGGGGACCCCGAGCACCGGCCGGCACUGCCGCAUCCCCCGCGCCCGCGCCCUUGUCACACGGCAGUGGCGUCUCCCGUCAGUGAGCCGCGGCUCAGACUCAGGCGUCCGCUUGGUGCCUGUGACCGAGGCACCGAGUAAAGGCUCCUUGUUCCCGGCACAUCCCGGAGGGGAGGAAGGGGGUGCUGCACGGGCACGGGUCAGCCCCGGGCAGGACCCGCGUUGUGCACCCGCCUGAGGCGAGGGCGGGGCGGCCCGGCCCGGCCGCUCCCACGGCUGCCACUAGCGCUGUCCCGGGGGUGGGCGCAGGGUGGCAGGAGAAGCAGCGGCGCUGCCCCGUCCCCGCCCCCGCCCCGCGCAUUCCUGCUCCCUGAGGUCACGGGCUGCGGGCGAGCACUUGGCGGCUCCGCGUAUCCUUCCGCACGGCCGGGAAACGCCUCCAGGCCACGACACUCCCCGCCCGGCCCCGCGCACAGCGCCUCCGGCCCCCGCCAGCCUGCGCCAGGGUUACUUGGCCGGGCCGGUGCCGACUCCCCGCGCAGCGCCGUGACCCGCGGCGGGGCUGUUUUCAGUAGGGGCGGGCGGGCAGCGGCUGUCCCGGCGCAGUCGGGCCGUGCGACCCGGAUUGGGGAAGGCGCCUGCGUGUCACCGGAUCGCGGCGGCAGAGUUCUUGCGAAUGUUCCCUCCACUAAGACCUUGGUGGAGAACCUGCUCUCCUUUAAUGGCUGCUGCUGCCGCUGGUUGAUCAGUGGGAGACUUUACAGUUCCUUACUCCUUGGGAGGAUACGUCUACUUCCCUUAUUUAUUUUUCUGUGUGGUGGUAUUUUUUCCACUGACCGCGUGGGUGGGAAAAGAAGAUGCCACUGCCUUUUGGGCUGAAAUUGAAACGAACUCGACGUUAUACAGUAUCCAGCAAGAGCUGCUUGGUGGCUCGCAUCCAGUUGCUCAACAAUGAAUUUGUGGAGUUCACCCUCUCUGUGGAGAGCACGGGCCAAGAAAGCCUGGAGGCUGUAGCUCAGAGGCUUGAACUUCGGGAGAUUACUUAUUUCAGUCUGUGGUAUUACAAUAAGCAGAACCAGCGCCGGUGGGUGGAUUUGGACAAGCCUCUGAAAAAGCAGCUCGACAAAUAUGCUUUGGAGCCAACUGUGUAUUUUGGAGUGGUAUUUUAUGUGCCUACUGUUUCUCAGCUUCAGCAGGAAAUUACCAGAUAUCAGUAUUAUUUGCAGCUGAAGAAAGAUAUCUUGGAGGGAAACAUUCCUUGCACAUUAGAGCAAGCAAUUCAUCUGGCUGGUUUAGCUGUUCAGGCUGACUUUGGAGACUAUGAUCAAUAUGAAUCUCAGGAGUUUCUACAAAGAUUUGCCUUGUUUCCUGUGGGUUGGCUACAAGAGGAAAACAUACUGGAAGAAGCAACACAGAAAGUGGCCUUGUUGCAUCAAAAGUACAGAAGCCUUACACCUCCUGAUGCAGAAAUGUUGUAUAUGCAAGAGGUGGAGAGAAUGGAGGGCUAUGGUGAAGAGAGCUACCCUGCAAAGGACAGCCAGGGAAGCGACAUAUUCGUUGGAGCUUGUCUUGAUGGUGUCUUUGUGAAACACAAAAAUGGUCGGCCUCCUGUUGUAUUCAGGUGGCAUGACAUUGCCAACAUGUCCCACAACAAGUCCUUUUUUGCACUAGAGCUGGCAAAUAAAGAAGAGACCAUCCAAUUCCAAACUGAAGACAUGGAAACAGCAAAAUAUGUGUGGAGGAUGUGUGUGGCCAGACACAAGUUUUACAGACUAAAUAAAUGUAGCAUAGAUUCCCCAGACUCUCCACCCAUGGAAGGCUCUCAGAAAUCUUUCCACAUUCUUUCUUUUCCACGCUUUCCAAUCCUUUCCCGUUCUACUCUUCUCAAAGGACAAACCCAGACUGUUACAGUGAAUCCAGUUAGAAGACGAUCUUCUUCCAGGAUGUCUUUGCCUAAGCCACAGCCUUACAUGAUGUCAGCACCCCCUCAGUUGCAUUACAAUGGGCACUACACGGAACCAUAUACAUCAUCCCAAGAUAACCUCUUUGUGAACAAUCAGAAUGGAUACUACUACCACUCUCAGACUAGCUUGGAUAGAGCUCCACAUGACUACAAUGGUAGAAUCCGCAAUGGUAGUGUCUACAGUGCACACAGCACAAACUCUUUGAAUAACCCACAGCACUACUUGCAGCCAUCUCCCAUGUCCUCUAACCCAAGCAUUACUGGAAGUGAUGUCCUGAGACCUGAUUAUGUCCCAUCACAUCGACAUAGUGCACUAAUACCACCUUCUUAUCGGCCUACCCCAGAUUAUGAAACUGUGAUGAGACAGCUUAACAGGGGAAUGAUACACACAGAUAAGCAGAGUCAUUCAAUGAGAAAUCUUAACAUCAGCAAUUCAUAUGCUUACAGUAGACCUGAUGCUCUGGUUUACAGCCAACCUGAAAUCCGAGAACACGCUCAGUUCACUUCCCCUCAAUCUAAUCACUAUCCAUUUAAUCUGAAUUACAGUUUUCAUAGCCAGUCUCCAUACCCAUAUCCUGCAGAAAAGCGUCCAGUUGUUGGAGCAGUCAGUGUGCCAGAGUUGACAAAUGUGCAGCUUCAGGCUCAGGAUUAUCCAGCACCAAAUAUCAUGAAGACUCAGGUCUAUCGACCACCUCCUCCUUACCCCUACCCAAGACCUGCAAACAGUACUCCAGACCUUUCCCGACACCUUUAUAUAAGCAGCAGCAAUCCAGAUCUCAUCACAAGACGAGUCCACCAUUCUGUCCAGACGUUUCAGGAAGACAGUCUGCCUGUUGCACAUUCUCUUCAGGAAGUGAGUGAACCCUUAACAUCAGCACGCCAUGCUCAGUUACAGAAAAGAAAUAGUAUUGAAAUAGCGGGGCUCAUCCACAGCUUUGAAGGAGUCAGAAUUAAGGAGAGAACUAUGUCAGCAUCAGCAGCAGAUGUGGCCCUUCCAAGAGGGUCACAGCCCAGUGUUCUAAUGGAAAGGACAAAGCAAGAAGAAAAUGAGGAGCAAGAAGAAGGCAUGAACUGUGGUCAUAAAAAGUCUCUUUCAGAUGCAACUAUGCUGAUUCACAGCAGUGAGGAGGAGGAGGAAUUUGAAGAAGACAAAGCUCAUGCAAGUUUGUCUCCUCUCCCUGAAGGCCAAGCCCAGCUUUCUGGUAUCAUGGGUGGUCAUCGUUCUGAGUCUUUUUUAAGUUAUCCUUACAGUUCUGUUGCUUCACCUGCUGGCCCUUUGCAUAUCCUUGAACCUAAGUUACAUAUUACAGAGCCAGAAAAGAGGAUGAAAGAUAUGAGCCCAGUUCAUUUACUAGCUGAGUCACAGGUGCAGAGAAGAAGUGAAGGUUUGCUGACUCCAUCUAUGUCAGAAUCUGACCUUACAACUUCAGGAAGGUACAGAGUUAGAAAGGACUCUGUGAAGAAGAGACCUGUGUCUGAUCUUCUGUCUGGGAAGAAGAAUAUUGUGGAAGGUCUUCCACCUUUAAGUGGAAUGAAAAAAAACAAAACCGAAGCAAAAAAAAUAGGGCCUCUAAAGUUAGCUGCCCUAAAUGGACUAACCUUGUCUCGAAUGCCUCUGCCAUAUGAGGGUAAGGAAGAGUCUACUAGAGCAACAAAUGAUGAACGGUGUAAAAUUCUUGAACAACGGUUAGAGCAGGGGAUGGUGUUUACAGAAUAUGAGCGGAUUCAAAAGAAAAGGCUCAUUGAUGGUGAGUGUUCAAUAGCCCGGCUCCCUGAAAAUGCUGAGAGAAACAGGUUCCAGGAUGUCCUUCCCUAUGAUGAUACCAGAGUGGAGCUGGUCCCAACCAAAGAAAAUAACACAGGUUACAUCAACGCAUCUCACAUUAAGGUUUCCAUUGCGGGCAUUGAGUGGGAUUAUAUUGCUACACAAGGCCCUUUGCAGAAUACAUGUCAGGAUUUCUGGCAGAUGGUGUGGGAACAAGGGGUUGCUAUUAUUGCAAUGGUGACAGCAGAAGAGGAGGCCGGGAGAGAAAAGUGUUUUAGGUACUGGCCACGACUUGGGUCAAGACACAACACUGUCACAUAUGGGAGAUUUAAGAUUACCACGCGAUUCCGUACAGACUCAGGCUGCUACGCAACUACAGGCUUGAAGAUCAAACACCUUCUCACAGGGCAGGAGAGAACAGUUUGGCACCUGCAGUACACCGACUGGCCAGAGCAUGGCUGUCCAGAGGAUAUAAAGGGAUUUCUUUCAUACUUGGAAGAGAUACAGUCAGUGCGGCGUCAUACAAACAGCACAGUGGAUCCUAAAAGCCCUAACCCUCCUGUACUGGUGCAUUGCAGCGCAGGCGUAGGAAGAACUGGAGUUGUCGUAUUGUCAGAGAUCAUGAUUGCCUGUUUGGAACACAAUGAGAUGCUGGAUGUCCCAAGAGUGCUAGACAUGUUGCGGCAGCAAAGGAUGAUGGUGGUGCAGACUCUCGCUCAGUAUACUUUUAUCUAUGGAGUUCUCAUUCAGUUCCUCAAAAGUUCUAGGCUUAUAUAACCCCCACCAUUUUCUGUGGGGCACAUUCAUCUUGAGAGUUUACAAAGGGGAAAUGCAAUUGUCCAGGCAGUUUUGUCUAUCUGGUGUUUUCCUCAAUGGACGACUCAUACGGAGUUAGUUUUUUGUCAUGGUAUGGGGAUGUUAAGUGCAAGUGCAACGUAUCGGUCUUUGCAAAGCAAGAUAUAGACUGGACUAACAUCUUCCUGUUUUAACUGCAGCUAAAACAGUGAUGGAUCUAACAUAAAACAGUUGUGCUUUCGUCUGCUGAUGUGCAGUACUUGCACAAGUUGUGAGUUAUGUUACUGUAGGCAUAUUGACAGUCUGUUUUACUGAAAGUACACUGGGUCAUUUUGGAAAUCAUUCAUUGUUUUUUAGUCCAAAUUGCUUUUUUUCUAACCUCAACUCUGAAAGUGAAAAAUAUAAAAUCUGUAGAUUUACACUGUAAGGUACAAGCUCAUCCUCCUGGAAUGCCAAGGUCUUAAAUGGUCUCGAUCUACUUUCAGUUUUGUAUGGAAAACAAUGCUAAUAUAUUUUUUAAAAUAAACUUUUGGUUUCUUUUGGUUCUCUUAGCAGAACCAGCAGCUGCUAGAAAUCUAAAGUUGGCAGUUAGGAAAAUUAUUUUUGUAUUCAGCAAAUUUAAUUUUUUAUUUUCAAAAAGCUACUUGUGUAUAAACAGAACAAUUUGUUCAGAGUCGAGGACAAAUGAAGAUACGUUCAAAUUUAUCUUUUCAGAAUUUGUACAAAGAGAGAAGUCCAACAGGGAAAUGUUGGCAUCUGUGGAGUUCUGUAGGUGAUAAAAUUGGAAAAGGUUUUGUUAUCUGCAGAAUGCUAGGUAAUAUAAUAGGCAGAUGGGAGACAUUGUUACCUACAGAUUUCUAGGUAACUUAACAGGUAAGAAAGAGAUGUUUACUUAGAGUUUGUAGUUAAGUAUGGGGAAGAUGAUUGGCUGCAGGGAUUUAGAUAAAAAUGAGCAAGAGAAUGCUAUUGCUCUUGUUAAUGGACAAGAGAAAAUAUAUAUUCAGUAUUAUUCAUAUAUUUAGAGGACAGUUUGAUUUUACUGGUUGAAAUCGAAGUGGAUGCAAAUUAUGUUUUAUGCACUUUUUGUUGCAUUAUUUAUAUACACGUGAACUGUAACCAUAUCUUCUUUAAUAAUGUACCAUUACUAACCUAACUGAAUGUUGUUUUAGAGCCUUUAAGAGGAUGAAGUGAGUGAACAGAAAUUAAGGUAGGAACUUGCAUAGUGGCGAAUUGGAAAUGAGUAUGUGCAAUGUGAUGAUACAAGUGUGAUAGCUGUGAUUGUUGGUUACACAGUUAGUGCAAGUUUUAGUUUUUACACUCACAAUCAAGAGAAGCUUAAAAACAUCGUCAGUUACAAUAGAAUUCUUUUGUCAGUCAGCAGAAAGGUAUUGCUAACAUUGUAUUGCAUGGUUGUGGUGAGGGUGUUCUUGGCUGUUUGAAAAUGUCAGAGACAUGGAGAAACUACACUUGAUGACACUGGAGAUGUGGAUAUUUUGAUGAAUUCUUAGGUGAUGUGGAGGCAGCAGAGUCAAGGGCACAGACCCAAAACCUGAUUUCCAGUUCUAUUUCCUGUUCUGUCCAUUGCUCACAGUGGGCAUGUACAUAUGCAAUUAGUGCACGUGAAUAAAUGCUGGAGCUUAUUGCUCCAGAGUUUUUUGCGCUCAGGUGUGCUGGUUUAAAUGUGUGUCCAGGAGCAAUUAACUCUGAAGCAAUCAGCUCCAAGGCUUAUUCAUGCGUGCACAUGAAGCCCAGUCAGAGAAGCCCUGGGUUGCUGGGCGAUCCGGGGGUCAGCCUGCCAGCCUGGGGCUGCUCCCCCGGGCUCAGUGUGCUGUGGAGAGGCUGGCUGGAGCACAAGAUUGCAGAGCUAGCUGUCAGGCAGCCCCUACACUGAAGCACCCUCGCACCCCAGCCAGCCAGGGCAGCAUCUACAUAUGCACUGCUGCACGUGAAAAAACUCUGAAAAAAUCUUGUAUUUACAAAUAUUACCCUGCUGAGGAGUUCAAUAGGGGGCCCACAUGUAGAUGCUGAGAUAUUUACUGUAGAGCAGGGGUUGUCAACUGGGGGUAUGUGUACCCCUGGGGGACUUGAGAAAGUCCUAGGGGGUAUGCGUAGGUGGAUGGGGAUGGAGAGCUGCCACACACCAUCCGCACUGCUGUGCAGGUGCCACCCACCCGGCCGGACGCGGGGGCAGGAGAAGCUUGCAUGCAGUGCAGCCACCACUCUGCAUUUGGCCACCCCCCUUGCUCCAUGUCCAGCAUUGCCCUGUGUGUGCCAGGGCCAGGCCAGGGGCUGCUGUGCCCCACAUGUCCGGGCAGGCAGCGGGUGCGCACAGCGCUGUGUGCAGGCAGCCAGGGGCCGUGAGUGCCAGCUGCUCACAGUGGGAUGGGAGACGGGGGAGGCGCUGGGUGGGGGGAGGGGCCCAGCCCCUUGUUCCAGGAGCUCGGCUUGCUCAUUUCUCCUAGGGGUGGUUACAGUGGUUGCUGCUGCAGUCACUGCGGUUGCCCCACGCUUGCCAUGCCUCCCCUCCCCUCCCCUCCUGGUACACGUCCAGCUACUUGCCACCCCUUCCCUCCUCUGGGUGCACUUAUUUAAAAGGGAGCUGCUGGGGGUACACUUAUUAUAAGAGAUUAAAAACCCUGCUUUAGAGUUAAUUAGUCAUCUCUGCAGUAAACCUCUUGUGUAAACACACCCAUUGUGUCUUUGGUUGGAUCACAGCACCCCUCUGUGCCUCACUUCUUCUAUUUGGAGAAAACAGAUAAUGAUGCUUAUACACCUUUGUGAGGUGCUUUGGGUGGAGGGGGGAUGAACAACCCUGUUCAAGAGCUAGCCAUUUUGCAGUGUUUGCUCUUGUCUGGUAAACUCAAGCCCAAACCUUUUCAAAACCAGUUAAUAGACAACUAGAACAACGAAUUGCACCCCUCCCCAUCAUACCUACUCAGCAGAAUAGAUUAGGAUUGAUAUUUAUUAUUCAUUUCUGUCACUAUUGAGAUCGUGAUACCUCCUUGUUUUUGGCUGUGAGGAAGAUUUAAGAUUAAAAGUAGUUUGAACAAUUAAAUACCUCCUUCGGAACAAGAAAAAAAAUGGCAUCUGCUAAUCUUAAAAAGAGAAUGCAAGGAUUGCUUCAUUUUCCUCUAUAAUAACCUGAUCUCAAAAAAGAUAAGCACAGAGUCCAAAUGACACCAUGUUAACAUAACACUUCCAUAACAAAUACAUUACAAUGGGGUAGGUUGCAAUAUCCUUUUACAGUUCUCAGCACCCUUUUGAACCUUCUCAUUCAUACUGACCUUCAUAAAAAUUCAUAGAUUCAUAGACACUAGGGCUGGAAGGGACCUUGGAAGAUCACUGAGUCCAGCCCCCUGCCCCAGGGGCAGGAAGUCAGCAGGGAUCAUAGCAAGAUAAACAUCCAAAUAUCUCUUGAAGGGAUUCAAAGUAGGUGCCUGAACCAACUCUGGUGGCAGUCUAUUCCAAACCUUGGGGGCUCGGACAAUAAAGAAGUUCUUCCCUCAGCAAAAUGAGAUUGAGCAUGUCGAUUUAAGAAGAACAAAACAAAAACACUCUUCCUGUAACUGCAGACUUCAUAGAUUUCAUAGACAUUCAGGCUGGAAGGGACCCCGGAGGAUCAUCGAGUCCAGCCCCCUGCCCCCGGAGCAGGAAAUCUUGCUGGGAUCCUAUGAUCCCUACUAACAAGUAUCCACAUGUCUUGAAGGCGUUCAGAGUGGGUGCUUGAACUGCCUCCGGCGGCAGUCUAUUCCAAACCUUAGGGGCUCGGGCAGUAAAGAAGUUCAGACCUAAGAAAACAGGCUCAUUAAGCCUUACCAACAUCAAGCCUGGAAGGAAUAAUGCCUUACCCCAGACAAUAACCAGCCUAAAUACAUGCAAACCUACAGACACACCCAUUUGUCUUAUGUCUGCGCUACUGCAUGUCAGAUUCAGAAUUGUAGGGUCUCUGGAUUGUACCUUCUAUCUUGAAGGCAUUGCCAGAUUGAUAUCAUAAUUCAUAAAUGAAACCUCCAAGAUCUUUUACAUUUUCAGAUAAGAAAUCACACAGUAGAACCUGACUUCUAUUAUUUUCCUUCUGAAUUUUGGACCAUAGUCCUCAUCCAUUAUUUAUACCUGGUUUGUUUUAAAUUAUAAAGGACAUAAUUUUAAACAGUCAAAUAGAUAAGCCUGAGAGUCGUUAGCAGCAGCAGUUACCCCUAUGGAGUAUCUGCUCUGAGGUAGUAAAACAAGCAUGAGGAUUUGUACUUAAAUUUGUGGUAUACUGUGGCAAUAGUGUAUCUAAUAUUGGGUGAGAUGGGGUACUAACGAUGUAGAGUACAAUGUAGAGAGUGCACAGGAGAGAGCAGACAGUGAUGCUUACCCACCUGUGUAAAGUGCUUUGAGAGUGAGAUAUGAAAAUCCCUGUUCAAGAGCUAGCCGAUAUGUAUUGUUUGUAUUUGCCUGGUGGUAAAUUUUGAAACCAAGUAGCGGCCCCCUGUUAUCCUGGUUUUGUAAUGGCUCUCUUGGGGAGUCUGCGCUGCGUCAGCAGCCGCAAGCCACUGCUGCAGGAGCAGAAGCUGGGUGCAGGGAUACCAGACUGCUGUUUUUAGCAGCAGUAGCAACAACAAAUGAUGGGCAAACGGUGCUAUGGCAGCAGCCGAUGACUCUGAGUUCCUGGACAGGUAAGACUGACAAUCCUACCCCAGCUGCUCUCUGGUACACUUUUUCCUGGGAUGCAAAACUUGCUAAUUACACCGCCAUAUCGCAGGCUGUAUGUCAGGAGAAAAAAUGUAAAUGUGCCCCUUCUCUAUUGGAAGAGAUUGUAUUCUUAUGCAGCCAACGACGUGUAUUCUUUAACCAUAACAGGCCUAAUUUCUGACUGAUUGGGACAUAUAUAUGUGCCCCAUUCAAUUCAAGUAAAGUUGUGGGUGGCCACUACCUCUCAGAAGCAGGUCUCCUAGACCCAAAUUUUGUAGAUCCUGUAAGAACAAACAGUACUUAAUGUGUGUCCUCAGACUGAAGUUGAAAGUCCGAUAACUAGGGACUUAUAACUAGGGACCUACUUAAAUCAUGGUGGAACUGUGCUGUGCAGCAGCUCCUUUUAAUUUUGCUCUUUUUGCUGCACACGCCACCACUGAUUUGUGGAGGGGUCCCAUCAGCCCCACCACUUGCUGCUGAUUGGGAAGGAGGCAAAAACCAUGAUUUUAAAUAUGCCGUGGUUUAUGUCUCCUGCCCCUGAUUGGCUGAGGGCACCUGGUAGCAUCGCAGCUUGAUGCUGAUUGGCCAGGAGGCAAAUACUGUGGCAUAUUUUAAACUGUGGUUUUUGCCUUCUGGCCAAUCAGCAGUAAGUGGUAGGGCAGCUGGGACCCCAUAACCAAUCAGCAGCCAGAUGUGGGGAGAGGGCAGGCAGCAAAAAGAGCAAAAUUAAAGGAGCCGCUGCGCAGUAUACUGUGAUUUAGGUAGGUCCCUACCUUUAACAGCUGCUGAAUGAGCUCUUUCUAAGCAUUGCAAACUAGCAAUUUCUUUCCUAGAGCUUUCUCAAUAAGUAUUAAAUUCAGUUGUCUUCUGUAAACUGCAAUUUAAAUCUGCCUAAAUUUACUUUGCUUAGUAAAAAUGUAGAUGGAUUUAGUUUUCAGUGCUCAAAUGUUUGGAACCUUCAAAGCCCGUAUUUGUGUGUAUAAGUGAUGGAGGGCUGCCUUGCAUUCUUCUUUGUGAAGUAUUGAGCACAGUAAGGGAAUCUGUUGUCUAAGUCUAGUGUCAGCCUGAGUUGCUCUGUUUGUUGAAAACUUAAUUCCACUGCAAUCCUGUCUGGUUUCACCAAUGCCUCUUCCCUACCCUCCUAAUUUGGAAAUUCUGGGAAAUGACUAGACUAUAAUGGAGGUUAACACUUGGUCAUUACAAUGGAAGCCUUUCAAGUAAGGAUCUUGCAAUAAAUAACAGGGAAAAGAUGUUGCUCUUUUUAAGAUAGCAUAGCAUUCUCAGGGACAAUUAUGGACAGGCUUUACUGUAAAUAGCUGGUGUUUACUGUCUGUUGCAGGCUAAACAGAAACUACUGCUUUGGGAUCAACUUUGACAUGGUUAUUUAAAGCUUGAGUAAAGAGUUAUUACAAAAAUUUAAAAACUGUUCUAAUGACUUCUUUAUACUCCUUCAUCUGUGUGGUGGCCAGUGGGUCUGUGUACUUAUGGAGUAGCUUUUCACUAAGAGCUUAAUCCAAAGACCAUAGAAAUCAGUGAAAAGAACAUAUACUAACUUCAGUGGGCUUUGGGUUGGAAAAUCACUCCUCUGUAGUUCUGUGGAGUGAGUCACCAUGGAGCAACUCCACUGCACAUGCAGCAUUCCUCUGCAUAGCUUCUCUACAGCCUGCACAGUGAAACAGUGGUGAUUCUUCAGUAACUUCUGCCCCUAUGGAUAGCAGAAUAAGAUUUAUACUUGACCAUGACUCUGCGUAUAUAAUGUUUUAAAAAUUUUUAGAAAUACAUCUCAUUAAAGGGAACCUGGCAAGGUAGAGUUUGAACUUGUUUUUGAUCAAAUGCAGCUCGAAAGUGUCAUUGGCAAUUUAAAAAGAAAUGUAGAAGAAAAUUUGUAAAUGGGCUAAACUGAAGAAUUGUUGGCAAAUUAGUGUUCAUGCUUCUGACCUCCUAUGUAACCCUACAUGUAUAUAUCUGGGUUAACAUCGGUGGCACUGAUAAAUAGCUUACAAAGUAUCUGUGAUAUUGUGCCUCAGACUAAAAACAUACCUUACCAAUGCCACAAAGUGAGUUAAUGAACUCAGAGGACUUUUACAGCAUGGUUUCAUUGUAAGCUGUAAAAAACAAACAACCCCCCCAAGCCUAAAUAAGCAGAUUUAAUUUGCCUCUUAAGAUAUUCAGAAAAGAACAGAUAUAUUUCUUUUCAAAGCCUUGCUAGUAGAAAAGACCAUUUUAGAGGGGACAUUAAGCAAUUUCUUGCAUUCCCUACUCAAGUUAAUGAAUCUGCCAUACACCUCCUAUAGAAAUAAAAUGGAAAAGGUAUAUUAGAAACCAAGGUCUCCUUGGGCAGGUGAAUGGGUGGUACAGAUGGAUGUCAGUUUAAAAAGGCAAGCAGCAUAACUCUGAAAUUCGCACUGCAAAUUUGAACUGUAAAUGUAAAGUUUUAUCCACAGCUACAAACUCCUGCAAAGCCAAAAUCCAGUCCCACAGUGUGUGAAGCUCUCAGGGUAAGGAAAAACAUACAGGUGUAACGGCCUUAAGUGGAGAAGGGGGAGGUGUACUGCUCAUCCAGGGUCAAAGUGGGAGCAGUUUAACUUGCUUGUAUCACUACAGAAUCAUGUACAGGUACUAGUUACAGCCUAACUGCUACUCCUAAGCAGCAGGUUCCCCUCCCCUUUUGAAACCUGUACAUGUAUUCAUAUGCCCAUGCCCCUCAGUUCGCGGUAAUUGAAAGCACUCACUAAGAAUUUGGGCUCAGACCAUUUGAGCCAAAAUAAUCGCAUCUCCUUUCACAUUUAAACACAGGUAACUCAAAGAAGCCAAAACAUUUGCAGACUGAAAUUUAAAAGUAAAAGCAGUUCAGACACACAGCUUGAGACUCAUCCCCUUGUGAGAACAUGGAAGUGUAGAACGGGACAGAGGGUGUGGUGGGGAAUGGCCAACAGCAAAUGGAAAAGUAUUGGAACAAUUUUUAUCUGCAUUAGAGCAGCUAGAAUGGUUUGAUUUGUCGUUUUUCAUGGCAUAGUAGGAUAAGUGAACAUUUAGUCAUAGAUUCUAUUUUUACUCUUUUUUAAAAUGUGCUUUUAGAAACUCCAAAUAUUCUUGUUCAGAAGCUUUUUUUUUUUCCUUCUUUUUUUUUUUGUUUUGGAGACUUGGGGAUGGCAGAGUUGCAAAUUCAUUCAAUGUAACCUGUCAGCUCGAUUUCUGUUUACAGAUUACAGUCAUUUUUUUCAAAUACUUUUCUCUAGUUUCAUACAUGCAAACUGCAGGGGAAACUAAGCAUGAGUGCAGUUUGUGCUCACAUUUACUUAUGGGUGCAAUUUAGGUUUAGAUGUCUAAGUAUAUACUUUGUGGAUGCAGUAAAGUGUUUACAGUAGGUAUGAAUAACCUGAAUUGUGCCAAGUUACGGAUAGAUGAAAAACCAGGCCUUUAUCAUGUGCUUAGAAGUCUUGUCAGUGCAGCAUAUGCAGAACAGUGAUUUUAACAGUGCACAUCAUCUCUAUUGCUAUAUUGAAAAAAAACAAAAGAAUUACAAACUUCAACAAGUUUUGCAGGUGUGGCUGUACAGUCAAAACUUACUAAAUAGAUUUUGUUGGGACCAGCUAACUUGGUUCAUUCUGUUGGGGUCAGGCAUAUUAUAACUUUUUUACUAAAGUCAGCAGGAGCUCUAUUAUAUAAAAAUCCACUUCUUUAUGGGCAUCUCAAAAAAGUCAAUAAGUGAGCUUUGACUGUAUUCUUCACAGUUUUCCACAUAGUGCUGCAUUGGGCAAUGAAAAACGUGCCUCCAGUAUAUUUUCUCCAAAUGUUUUUCUUUGGUUACAGAUUAUGGAAGAAGUCAGGAAUCAAAUGUAACAUGCUAAUGAAAGCAGUGACAUAAAAUAUUAUACUGUGGAGAGCUAGAUUUGUUUUGUAUAUACUAGCCACAUCUACACAAGUGGCAAGUUGUGCAGUUGUUACUGCACAGUCAGUUAGUACUUACGCAAGUACUAAAUGACUGUGCAGUAACUGUCAUUACUGUGCAGUGCCUUCACUGCAUGGUUUUUUCCCAACGUUACUGCUCAAUCGCUUGUUACUACUACGUAGUAUCGUCACCACAUGAUUAGUGCCUGGCAACGCUACUGCACAGUAGCAAUGAACUGCUGUUUAGUAGCUCAUUGCUACUGUGCUCUAGUGUCUCGUGUAGACGUGCCCACUGUCAUGUUUUGUUUCAGAUAUGGAGCAAUCAGAAUUUUACCAAAUGAAACCUUUUAUGAAGCACAGGGGUCUUUUUGUUUGCUUCUUUUUUAAGAAGAUAGCUAGCCUUAUAAAGGGAAAUAAGGUGUAAUUUUUCUCUUCCUGUUGGGAAGUGCUAAAGUAAAAGUUAGGAGACACCUAAAGUACUUUGAGGCAGAUUUUUCAACACAGUGUAUGAAAUUUCUAGAAUCCUAGAAAUUAGAUGGAAAGGAACUCAUUAGACAGUCCAGUCCCAUCUCCUGACUAACCUGGAGAAUUCCAACCAAGACAGUAUGUAUGCUGUCCUUUUACAAGGUCCUUUCCUAAAACGCUUCUGCACCCAGAAUGCUCAUCCUCUUGAUUGCUGAUGUUGGAGGGACUUUUUUAGUGGGAGUUUUAAUGGCUUGAUCCUGAAGAGUGCUGAGCACUUACACACCUGCAAGUUGCUGAGAUCCCCUAACUCCUGCUGAAGUUCGUGGCCAUUAAGGCUGUUCAGCACCUUGCAGGAUUAUGUUCUGGGUGUCAAAAGAAUGCAGGACAUGAUCCUCAUUGCUUCUUUCUCAUUGAGCCAGUAUGCAGGGAUUUACACAGUCCUUCAUUUAAGCAGUAGCACACAUGGAUUUUUCAAGUAUUAUUUUCUAGUGUGAAGCUAGUGGUUAAUGCGUCUGUUUUGCUGUCUUGCCAUCAAUACUGUAAAAAUGUAUAAUCAGUACAUCUUUAAUUCCUGUACAACAGAAAUUGGUUUGUAAAGCUAUGUACAAAUUGUGUUUCAUAGACAGAAAAGCUUGUAUUACUGUAUAUGUAAUAUAUGUGAAAUGAAUAUAUCAUAGUCUAUUUUUGCCAUGGAAAUAAAUAUUUGAUGGAA